Molecule: messenger RNA, 792 nt
Organism: Carassius auratus (goldfish)
Lineage: Eukaryota; Metazoa; Chordata; Actinopteri; Cypriniformes; Cyprinidae
Product: nuclear receptor 2C2-associated protein-like
Exons: 5
Coding region: 62-487 (141 amino acids)
Source: RefSeq, a predicted model, not a curated record
ACUGUCGUGAAAUCACGCAUGCCUUCAUCUGCCCACACUCAGUUCAAAGGUCGAUCUGAAGAUGGCAGAGUCAUUGAUUUGUAACAACACGCAAAGCAGGGUGAGUUCUGUGCUGAACAGAGAUGUCAAGCAGUUCGGAAAGAAGUUCAUGUUUGAUUCUAAUGAGGACACGUGCUGGAAUUCUGACCAGGGUGAAUCCCAGUGGGUUGUCUUGGAGUUUCCACAGCCUGUGAAAGUGUCCGACCUCAGGUUACAAUUCCAAGGAGGCUUUUCAGGGAAAGCUUGCAAAUUACAAGGUUCUGCCAAAGAAGAGGAUCUUAAACAUAUUGUAGACUUCUAUCCAGAGGACAACAACUGUCUACAAAGCUUUCCCAUUCAAGAUGCCCCUUUGGUUCAGAGGCUGAAAAUAGUGUUUGAAAACAGUGCUGACUUUUUUGGAAGAGUAAUUGUUUACAUGUUGGACAUCCUGGGGGAGAAGUUUUUGUAAUGUUUUGAGAAAAGGACAAAGAGGAAGUACGGUAUGAAGAGGCGGGAAUGCCAGACAACUUGUCUUGCUUUCACCUCUGGAUGAGGAAUUUUAUUUCCACCUACUCAGGAAAAGCAUGAACGGAUGUUGCUUUUGCUCUCAUUUCCUUUCAUUCUAGAGAGACUUUAUGGAUUAUAUUCACAUCAAGUCAAAACACAUGAACUACACAUUGGUAAAAAGGUUUUUUAAUUAAAAAAAGUAUAAUAAUAAUACAAAACCGAUUUUUCUUUUACAUCUCCUAUGUCAAAAUAAAGCUAUAAAAUAUG